UAUAUAAAUUGAAUCCCGGGUUUUUGUACCCUAAUCUGCUUCUUCCUUCAGCCGUUGGUGAGAAGAACCCUAUUCUGCUUCACCCGUGCGGAAGAAGAAGAAGCUACCAUGGUGAAGUACUCCAGAGAACCUGACAAUCCCACCAAGUCUUGCAAGGCUAGAGGCGCUGACCUCAGAGUACAUUUCAAGAACACUAGGGAGACUGCCUUUGCCAUAAGGAAAUUGCCCCUGGCAAAAGCUAAAAGAUACUUGGAGGAUGUUUUGGCCCACAAACAGGCCAUUCCUUUCCGACGCUUCUGUCGUGGUGUUGGGAGGACAGCUCAGGCUAAGAAUAGGCAUUCUAAUGGACAAGGACGCUGGCCUGUUAAAUCAGCUAAAUUCAUCCUAGAUUUGCUUAAGAAUGCUGAGAGUAAUGCUGAAGUGAAAGGUUUGGAUGUCGAUGCUCUUUUUGUUUCUCAUGUCCAGGUUAAUCAAGCACAGAAGCAAAGACGCCGCACCUACAGAGCUCAUGGAAGAAUCAACCCCUACAUGUCAUCUCCCUGCCACAUUGAGCUGAUAUUAUCUGAGAAGGAAGAGCCUGUUAAGAAAGAGCCUGAGACCCAGUUGGCAACAAGCAAGAAGAAGGGUCAAGUUCUUCGAAGUGGAGCAUCAUCUUAAAUUGCUUUUGGAACUAGUGGUUGGAGGUUCCUAGAUUAUGUCAGUUUUGUUGCUAUUUUUUCUUUAUAUUUGUUAUGAGAUGUUUUUGAAGCUUGAAUAGCUCUCUUUGUUUCAUAUACUAUAUUUUAAGUUAUUUGACUUGGAAAUUUUUAUCA
Messenger RNA from Gastrolobium bilobum, 812 nucleotides. RefSeq names its product large ribosomal subunit protein uL22y-like. Gene Ontology annotation, biological process: cytoplasmic translation. Lineage: Eukaryota; Viridiplantae; Streptophyta; Magnoliopsida; Fabales; Fabaceae. Gene Ontology annotation, molecular function: structural constituent of ribosome. The transcript is spliced from 7 exons. The record is from RefSeq and is a predicted model, not a curated record. Bases 109 to 657 code for a protein of 182 amino acids. Gene Ontology annotation, cellular component: cytosolic large ribosomal subunit; ribosome.